CCCGGUGUUACGUCAUCGACGCGCGCCGCUCCCAGGCGUCCUCGCAAGGUCGCUUUGCAGAGCGGGUGCGCGCCCAAGUGUCCAGACCCUGUUUCGGGGGUGCGCCGGGUCCUUUUGCCUUACCCCAGCGGCAACAUGACGGGGUACACGCCGGAUGAGAAACUGCGGCUGCAGCAACUGCGGGAGCUGAGAAGGCGAUGGCUGAAGGACCAGGAACUGAGCCCGCGGGAGCCUGUGCUGCCCCCGCAGAAGCUAUGGCCUAUGGAGGCGUUCUGGAAUAAGUUUUUGCAGCACCCGGCCCCUUGGAAGAACAUGAUCCAUAAAGCAUACCGGAGCAGUAUCUUUGCUGUUACUCAUGUACUUAUACCUGCCUGGGUGGUUCAUUAUUAUGUCAAAUAUCAUGUGACUACAAAACCAUAUGCCAUUGUUGAAAGGAAGCCCAGAAUAUUCCCAGGAGAUACAAUUCUGGAGACUGGAGAAGUAAUUCCACCAAUGAAAGAUUUUUCUGACCAGCAUCAUUGAAGAUGACUUUAAAAUUUCAAAGGCUUAUGUAUAACAACCCGAGUUUGUUCCUAUGUAGCUAUAUUUACUGAAUUUAUUUCCGAAAAAGUAGCUAAUAAAACUUACUCUCAAAAAAGUGUUAUAUUUCUUCCCGAACAUUGUACAGUUUGUGACUCCAGAUAACUUAACA
This is a messenger RNA of Castor canadensis (American beaver), 691 nucleotides long. It is a transcript of the gene Ndufb6, whose product is annotated as NADH:ubiquinone oxidoreductase subunit B6. NCBI's taxonomy places the organism in Eukaryota, Metazoa, Chordata, Mammalia, Rodentia, Castoridae. The record is from RefSeq and is a predicted model, not a curated record. Gene Ontology annotation, cellular component: respiratory chain complex I. Gene Ontology annotation, biological process: mitochondrial ATP synthesis coupled electron transport; mitochondrial electron transport, NADH to ubiquinone.